AUGGCAGAAGCUGAAGCUGUAUCAUCUAUCUCCUGCUCAGGCCAUGGAAAGGCUUUCUUGGAUGGUUUAGUUCUUCAUGGCAAGCCUGUUUGUGAAUGCAACAUGUGCUAUGGAGGAAAUGACUGCUCACAACUUCUUCCUGAUUGCAUGGUUGAUGCAGAUAGUGGAGAUCCCACAUUUUUGGAACCCUUUUGGAUGAAGAAUGCAGCUAGCAGUGCAAUAGUGGUUGCAGGAUGGCAUCGGAUGAGCUAUGACUUCAGUGAUGGCUCUCUCAUCUCAGAAGAGUUGAAGGCACACAUUCGAAAGAUUCAUGCAAGUGUUGGAAAUGCUAUAACAGAUGGAAAAUACAUAAUAUUUGGAGCAGGUGCCACUCAUCUUCUUAAUGCUGCAGUGCAUGCUCUUUCUUCAAAUAAUGCUUCUUCUUCACCUGCAAAAGUCGUAGCUUCAAUCCCAUAUUACCCGGUUUAUAAAGAGCAAACUGAAUUUUUCAAAUCUGAGGAUUAUAAAUUCAAUGGAGACACAUCUAUGUGGAAGAAUGAUACUUCAAACUCAACCUUCAUUGAGUUGGUGACUUCCCCAAACAAUCCAGACGGGGAUAUGAAGAAGGCUAUUCUUCAAGGUCAAUUUGUGAAGACAAUUCAUGACCUUGCCUACUACUGGCCUCAUUUCACACCUAUCACAGCACCUGCAGAUGAAGAUUUGAUGAUAUUUACGCUUUCUAAGCUAACUGGUCAUGCUGGAAGCCGAUUUGGGUGGGCAAUAAUAAAGGAUGAAGCUGUUUACAAAAGAAUGUUAACAUACAUGGACUUUAGUACCUAUGGUGUUUCUAGAGAGACUCAGCUAAGAGUGCUGAAGCUUUUGAAGGUUGCCCUCAGUGGAAAUGGAAGGGCAAUGUAUGAAUUCGGAUACAACACAAUGAAGAACCGGUGGACCAAGUUGAGCAAAGUCUUGUCUCAAUCAAAAACAUUUUCUACUCAAAAAUUAAAACCUCAAUAUUGUUCAUUUUCCCAGCAAAUCAGAACACCUUCUCCAGGUACUUUUCCUGUACAGAUAUCAGCUUUUGCAUCGUUGAAGUGUGACACAUCCGUAUUAGAAGAUCGUUCUUGUUAUGAAGUUCUCGAGGAAGCUAACAUUACUGGGCGAGAAGGUAGUUUAUUUGGAGCUGAUAACCACCAUGUGCGUCUUAGCUUGGUUAGGAGUGAAGAUGACUUCGAUUUAUUGCUAAGGCAAAUCAACAAGCUAGUUUCUGUGGAAAGUCAUGAUAAACGUGUGGCCACAACUUCAACUGGUUUAGGGCAAAACUAUGGGUCUACAGUGAUGGAAUGUUGUGGGAACAUAUCAUUGAAUUUGAGAAUGGAAUUAGAGACUUUGAACUAUAAUGGAUUGUACACUAUCACGAAGAACAUGUGUUUUUAUUACAAACCGUGCAUAUAUUCCUCCGCUUCGCAAACUCCUUUCACCGCAAACUCCUCCGUGCGAACCACCAAGAGGUUCCGGAGACCCUACGCUCCACCAGGAGGCUUCGGCGACCCCGUGGAAGCCAGCAGAAAGCUCCGGCGAGACAGGCGAGAUCAUACUGCGAUUCCGUGGUUGAUUAGGGUUUCAUUAGAGUUUGUUCCUACCUCUGCAAAAUUCCAAGUCGCUCUGUAUAGCAUUGCCAAAUGA
Molecule: messenger RNA, 1665 nt
Organism: Sphenostylis stenocarpa
Lineage: Eukaryota; Viridiplantae; Streptophyta; Magnoliopsida; Fabales; Fabaceae
Source: the annotation of a GenBank genome assembly